UAAUAUUAUAAUAAAAAUGGAUGAUAUAUCCCAUUUAAAUACGCCAGGGUUUAGUGGAGGUCAAAAUUACUCGAGAUUGACAAGAGUACUAAAUACCUGCAUUUGUUGUUUGGCAAUAAAUGUUCCGCUUGUGAAACUAACAAAUUGUAAACACGUAGAGUUUUUUGAAUGUAUCUUUGAAUUUAAGAUAGAGUAUGCAGCAACUUUUGUUUGCUAUGCAUGUCACCGCACACUCAAGGAUAUUUACCAGUUCAAGAGACAGGUGGAAGAUAGUCUUUCAAACCUUAACAAACAGGUUCAAAACUUAGACUGGAACAACACAAAACGUUCUAAACUCACACAAGCCGACAUAGAAAUAUUCCACACUCGGAACUCAGAGCCCAUUGAAAAAGACGUCAUCAAACCAAGAAGCUACAUUGAAAUAAAAACAGAAAUUAAAAUCGAAGUCGAGCAAGAAUACUCGGACCCGGAAAAUGAUGUUCCGUUAUCCGAGAUUAAGGAAAAAGAGAAAGAUCCUAACACUCCGUUCUUCGUACAUAAGCAUCAAGGAAAGAUUAAACUUGUCACGUUAAAUGAAGAAGAAAUGUGGGAGGAAAGGAGACGAGAAGCGGCCAAGGAGAAAUAUUUGAAGUUGCUGUACAAAUGUGAGAGUUGUAUUGUCGGGUUUGACCAUGAGCCAAGUUUGAAAGAGCAUAUGGAGAAGAGACAUACUGAGUCAACCGGAAGUUAUACAUGUGCGAUAUGUAAAUCAGUGCUCAUUUCUGUACCGUCCUACAAGGAACACAUGAGACGGCACUAUCGGAGGGUCGACUGUGGCGUGUGCGGGGCGCGCUACAGUACGGUCGGGUCUGCGCAGUCGCACUACGACAAGAUGCAUACGACUUCACCUACUAAAUACAAGUGCGAGCAAUGUGGACUUACUAUGUCUUCGUCGCGCGGCUUGCGCUACCACCGUGAGAAGCACAAGAAGGGCAAAGUGAACUGCGACCAAUGUGGGAGACAUUUCGUCAACAACUCCGGCCUCAAAGUGCACAUGUACACAGUCCACAAACUCUCCAACCGGACGUAUUCUUGCGGCUCGUGCUCUAAAACCUACCGACAGCGGUCCGGCCUCCUGUCGCACAUGGAGGCCGCGCACGGGGCCCACGGCGGGGCCUACUGCGCGCCGUGCCGCACGCACUUCCGCACCGAACACAACCUCAAGCACCACCUCAAUACGCACAGCAAACAUACCAAUGAGAAUGAUAAAAAAUUCGUGUGUAGCGUGUGCGACGCGCGCUUCAUACUGAGGGGGCAGCUGAAAGAACAUGUCGAUUGGGAGCAUCUCAAAAACAACAAGCAUAAGUGCGACGAGUGCAGUAAGGCAUUCAAGAGCGGCACUAAGCUGAGACGUCACAUAAACUACGUUCACGAGAAAAAGAGACCGCCGCGGAAUAAGAUGUGCGACCACUGCGGCCGCGGGUUCACGACGAUGGCGAUCCUGCGCUCUCACAUCCGCACGCACACCGGCGAGCGGCCGCACGCGUGCGCGCACUGCCCGGCCACCUUCGCGCACUCCGCCGCCCUGUACACGCACAACAAGCUGCUACACACACAGAAAACGACGUUGACAUGAGAUGAUUUGGCGAGGACGCG
Cydia amplana is the source of this 1635-nucleotide messenger RNA. RefSeq names its product zinc finger protein 436-like. Gene Ontology annotation, cellular component: chromosome. Gene Ontology annotation, biological process: regulation of transcription by RNA polymerase II. The coding region runs from base 17 to 1615 and encodes 532 amino acids. The transcript is spliced from 10 exons. NCBI's taxonomy places the organism in Eukaryota, Metazoa, Arthropoda, Insecta, Lepidoptera, Tortricidae. The record is from RefSeq and is a predicted model, not a curated record. Gene Ontology annotation, molecular function: chromatin insulator sequence binding.